Molecule: messenger RNA, 921 nt
Organism: Lathyrus oleraceus (garden pea)
Lineage: Eukaryota; Viridiplantae; Streptophyta; Magnoliopsida; Fabales; Fabaceae
Product: protein LIGHT-DEPENDENT SHORT HYPOCOTYLS 5
Exons: 1
Coding region: 153-770 (205 amino acids)
Biological process (GO): response to light stimulus; mRNA transcription
Cellular component (GO): nucleus
Source: RefSeq, a predicted model, not a curated record
GUCCCCACCACCACUCUCCAUUCAUUCAAUUCAAAAUCCAUUAUUCAUUCAUUCAAACUAUUUUACGUCCCAUCACCACCCAAUCUCUCUCUCUUUUCCUCUCCAUAAUACCAAUCCUUCUCUCACGCAUAUUACCAAAAGUCACCGUCAUAAUGGAAGCUGCAUCGGGUGGAGAACCACCACCGCCAACACCGUCAGCACAACCUCAACCGGACUCAUCACCACCAACACCAACACCAACACCAAGCCGUUACGAGUCACAAAAGCGACGAGACUGGAACACGUUCCAACAGUAUCUUCCAAAUCACAAACCUCCAUUAACCCUAGCACGUUGCAGCGGAGCGCACGUGAUUGAGUUUUUGAAAUACCUCGAUCAAUUCGGGAAGACGAAGGUGCACGUGACUGGUUGUCCUUAUUUCGGACAACCUAACCCUCCUUCGCCGUGCGCUUGUCCGCUCAAGCAGGCCUGGGGAAGUCUCGACGCUCUCAUAGGACGUCUCAGAGCCGCUUUCGAGGAAAACGGCGGUAAACAAGAGAGUAAUCCGUUUGGGACUAAAGCGGUUAGGAUUUAUCUCAGAGAAGUUAGAGAAGGUCAAGCUAAAGCUAGAGGAAUUCCUUAUGAGAAGAAGAAACGUAAGAGAUCCACUGUUACCACCGCUGCUAUUGUAUCAACCGCAGCAGCGGUGGUAACCGGUGACGGUAACACCAACAGAAUUGAACUUGGUGUUACUCCUAACAAUUCUGUUAGUCUCAGUGCUGAGAUAGUAUAGUAUUUAAUUUUUCUUUUACUAAUUUUACAUUUUGAAUGGUAUUAGCUAGUAUUAUCUACCUUUAAUUGUAGGGGGAUUAAUCAUGAUUAUGGUUUUAUAAGUUAAUUUCAUAUCUAUGAUGAAUUUUUAGAUUGAACUUUAGUCCAUCAAA